AGAUGGAACUGUCAAACUGUUGAGUUCUUUUUUUUUCUUACGCGAUUGAACGGGGAAAUAGACAAGAAACAAAAUUUUGGAUCGGGACAAUUUUUCCAUACGUGUGGCAACCAAUUUGCAGUGGAUCUAAUCGCCGUGCGUGAAAUCCGGAAAAUUCAUUGCUACAAUUGCUGGGCAUCCGUACAUCGGUUUUCCAAUCCAGCUACGGGUUUGCCAAAUCAUUACCAACUCCUUCCCGGACGGUGCCCCUUUGCAGCAGAUAUCGCCAAGGUUCGCUUUGCUACAACACUGUAAAAUGGUGUCGACUCGUCAGAUGACUGGUGCUACGUCCGAAGAAGCAAAUCUAAACGUUUGCCGUGCCGUACCAACUUCGUCAUCUACGUCUUCUUACACAUCCUCGAACGUUGUAUCCAUUUCGUCAUCUAUCAGCACUAAAACAGCGACUGGAUUACAUUCUGCAUCAUCGCCCGGUGGAUCGCUACCAGCGUUAUCUGGAAAUGUUUCAAGUAAUUUUGUAUUAAGAACGGAUGACAUCUCUUUGGGAAUGGUGAUGAGUGAUCAGCAGGAACAUCUGCAUCAAGAAAUAAACCUUAUGGAUCUGCCAACUGAGCUAUUGGGGCACAUAUUUUCCUAUGUAGGCUAUAAAAAAAUUGCCCAUAUGAGGGUGAUAUCUCGUCAAAUGAAUAAAGUGUGCUCUUCUAUACUAAACUCAACUUUUCAAAAACUACAAAAUCAGAUGCACUCAAGGUUUCAAACUGUAAAAGCUAAAAUGCCCCGCAGAGAAUCUGCCCGCCGGAAUCAUCCUUUAGCUUGUGAAUGUGAUAUCCUAGAGACGUGUUACAUGCGCCUAUCAUUAUUACAGAUGACAUUUGGCAAACAUAUCGAAAGGAAACACUGCUGUUUUUUUCCAGGAGGGAUCCUGGAUGAGGUAUAUUCAGUGUUAAACUAUAUCCGCACGUCACCGUCCUUGGAUCGACCCUUCAAAGUGACCGACGAGUUAUUUGAUCUGUCUACAAUGGCUAUGGAAUAUUUCAAGGAACAUAUAGAACCUAAUUUACCUGAUAUUGCGUAUUUUACUAACAGUACAAAGUCAUUUGCGGCCCUGGAAACAUCAUCGUCUAUCCUUUCCCGCGAUACAUCACAUUCUUCUUCUUCGUCUCCCCCUCAAAGCAAUAUGGUGCUGCGUAAGGGCAUACGUAAAAUAAAGCAAGGCAUGAAACGGUACAAUAAUCAACUAACUGUUUUACGUAGUGAAUUGCGAACAUUUAAACGGAAGGCGACCGAGCAGGCCAAAACAAUAACGGAACAACAAAAGCUUUUGGCAGAGCAACAAAAACAGACACUUGAAUUUGCUAAUCGCCUUGAUGAAACGGAUAAAAAGAAUGAUGAACUAUCUAGAAAAUUUUCUACUGUUCUACAGGAAUUGAAUAAAUGUAAAACAGAACUACAAUAUUGGCGUUCUAAAAGUCCAGCAACAACGAUCUGCAGUCCAUACGGUCAAAUUGUGUCUUCGUAUGAUCUGGGACAGAAUCUGGGAAAUCAAAGUACGGUACCGUAUGACAUUGAAUUGUUAUCCAUGGGAAUUACUCGUAACGCAAAUACAGAGGAAACUAGGAAAAAGGACGAUUCCGGACACAGCAAGGAAAAAGUAGAACACAAUUUGCAAUUGGUUAAAUUAGCCGGAGAUUCUUCGGUGCUAAUAGAAUCUGCCGAUUCUCCUCCUGCAAUCUUGACAAAGCCAGUGCUGAAGAGAAAAUUAGAAUGCAUAACUGUGGGGACAGAUAGCAGCAAUAGUGAUGGUGCUUGCGGUAAUGAACCAGUCCAACUAGACGGACUAGCUUGUCUUAAUCCUCCGUUUGCAUCCGCAUCACUUACAGCGUCAUAUUCAUCAUCAUCGUUGCCAUCAGCAAUGCAUGCAUUGGUAACGCCAUCUCAAUCAACUGAUGGAAAUUUGCUUAUAUCGACUACAAACCAACUUAAGGACAAAAGCGGAAUUAGUACUACUGAAAAGUCCGGCAAUGUUGGAUUAUUGUAUAGUAGUGCAGAGGGAGUGGAUCAGAUGAGUGAAAUGCAAAGUUGUUCUAGCACAAACCAUGACGUUGGUUCUAAUGGAACAAGCUUACCCAUCGCCUCUGAAAAUCCGUUUUUUAGUAACACAAAAGCCAUUCACCAAUCUAAUAAUAAUGAAACUUUGAUUCAGAAUAGUGAUAGCAAAAACAAUAGCAGUAGCUUUAGUAGUAACGUUGAUAGCAAAAAUGAUAGCUCUAGUAACGAUAGUAACACAAAUUAUCAUAUGAAAAAAAUACGAAGAGUACAAAACAAAGCUAGAUCACAAAGUUAUAAUAAACAUACCAAUCAUAGCGCUACAAUAAACACGCAUACGAAAACAACUAGAAGCAAACAGUUGGACAAACAAACCGGAAAUUAGUGAUGAUGUGUGGUUUUGUAAUGUGAGAUAGGAGAACAAUUUUUCAACUAGCCUCCUAUCGUAAUAUAUUGUAGAAUUGUCACUACACUCAAUUAGCCUAUUGAAGUGAGUAACUUUUGAUGUUUUCGAGAGUUAUGUAAAGACAACACAAUUAUAAACAAUAGGGUAUGAUAAUAGAUUCACCGCAACAAGUUUUUUUUUCUUUUCUCAUCAAUUCAAUACGAGGCUUACUGAAUCAGACGAGAUAGUGGGGACCGUUAUUAUAUAUUGGAAGUAUUUCUUCAUUGGCUUCUUUUAUGGCAUGAUAGUUCAUACUUUUUUUAUUUUAAAUGAAAGUGGUAUUUCUUCAAGGAGAUGUUUUGUUUUGUUUUCUGUAACGCAAUCGGUUUAACAUCAAAUCAUACAAUCAGCAGCGAUAAGUUGUGGUUUUGUACUUUAAAUUAUAGUAUCAACACAUCUAUUUUUUUUGUUGGCUGUGUAAGUCCCAACUUCAAGUUAGCAUAAUUUCAAAUACGUAAGCAUAAUUUUGAAAUCGCACUGUUCCAUUGAUUAUUUGAUUUUUUAUUUGAUUUGAAAAUUGGUGUAAUUGUAAAUGUUACAAUUUACAUUUCGAAAGAAUUAUCAAUUAUUUUGAGCAACUAUAGCAUUGAUUAACGUUUCUCUAAAAUUGAUUUAGAUCGCAAAAAAAUAUUUUAACAUGCAGAAGCACAAAAUUAUGUAUUGUACAAACAAUCCCCAACAUUCGUGACUGCUUGACACACAUUUUAUAAUGGUUCUACUAUUUGAAUUAUUUACAGUAUCAAUAAACAUAUUCCAAACUGUUUGUUAGCACCAAUAAAUGUAACAAACAGCGUAACUCAAGUCUUAUUAUGUUUCAUAAUCUUAAUUACUAUUUUCAGAUAUUUUACAUCUCAUUUGUGCCUUUUCAUUGUUUUUUUUUUUAAAUAUUCAUGCAAAUCUUGGUUUUAAUUCAUUAAAUUUUCGAUUAAUUUCAUUGAUCGCCUAGUAAUUAUUAUUAAUAAUAAUUAUUCCUUUUUAUGAAAUUCUGAAAAAAAACAUCGUGACUAUCAUCUAGAUUUCAGUUCAGUUCCAUCUUAUCUUUGUCGCAAACUCCACUAAGACAAUGAAUGUUGAAAUAGAAUUUUCAAAAAUUAACUCCCAGUGUGUCGAUCGUGCGUUGAAAUUAAUAUAUUGAUUUCUGCAAAUAUGAAUAUUCCCAGUUUAUAUUUUGGGAAAUUGUGGGACAUCGUGAGAAAAACCCACCGAAAAUAUUUAAUAUUUUGUAUUUGUAUCAGUUUCUACCGUAACGUUCGAAUAAACUUUUUUUUAUUACCAAGCACAUUAUUUUUGAUAGUUUGUAACCGGCAAACAUAGCGCGAUAUGAUUAUUUAUGUGUGAUAAACAUGAACGUGGUCUUUACUCCGCUACAAGUGGCACAAUUGGUCAAUUUGAAAGUGAAAAACGAUUGCGCAAACAAAAUUAGUCAAUAACGAAAUAAUAUUUGUGAAUUGAUUUAUUUCAACCCAAGAAUGGUAUAAUCCGUUCAUUCAUAGUCGCAUUGUAUGCGUUUAGCAACCCACUGAUUGUAAAACAGUAUGUAAAUGUGAGAAAUAAAAUAAAAAUAAAAACAUGUUUUCAACAAUACGAUCCAUCCUUUCAAAUGUAAACAUUCAUAAAAGCACUAAAACCUUAUACCACACAUUUUUGUUAAGAACAUCUCAUGACAAAAUAUGUACCAGAGUAAACAUAACCGGUGAUUAGUUAAAGUUGUUGUAUCGGAUGCUAGUUUUGUAAGAAAAUGACAUCAUUUGAGGAAACAAUGUUUAGCACGUCAAAUAUUAUGUUUACUGAAUAAUUAAAGUAAAACUGGAAACAUUAGCAACUGCAAACAAUAUGCAUAAUUGAAAAACCCGAGAUAAUUUAUGUUUUUUUUUAAAGGAAAAAUCCAAUAGUAUGGAAAAAGUCCUAAUAAACACAGCUAUUGUUAUAUUUCACUUAAAAGUACGUAUGCCAUAUCUCCAAACAAAAAAACAUUGCCGGUUGGUGUACUAUUGUGACAUGAUCAGAAAUUUGGAAUUGGAAGACAUAUUAUGAAAACUACGAAACGCGACGAAUCCAUUUGCCGUAUGAAUCAUUAUUAUUCAUUUAUUGAACCGAAAUUUAACAAUCACGAAGAUUUGAAGCUAUUUGAUUGAAAUUAGACCACAACCAUAGACGCAUACCGAAGGUUGCCAAGAGUGUCCUGCCAAAUGAUGUCUCUUAAAUUUUAAAACUAAUACGUAGAGAAAACUAAUGUGCAUGUUUAAUGUUAAAAAAAUAGGAAAAACCAAACGCUAAAUUCUAUGACAUUAGCGAGUGUAAACAGGGUUGUAAUUUUAAAGUUUGUUCUUUUUUUCCUUGCAUUGUAGUUACUUUCUUCUUGCUUUGUUAUGCAAGUUCCGAAAGGAGAGCACUCUCAAUAUAACUGUAAUCUAUGUUUAUUCAUGUCUAAAUAACAUACAAAACAUAAACCCUGGAUUUAAACAAUAGGUUUUGGGCAUCUGCUCUGGCGGAAGUUAACAAACAAAAAUACAGCAACAAUAGAAAAUAACCAUGUAAGCGCAUAAUGAACAUAAACAAACGAAACAAACAAAAAAGUAUGAGACCCAAAAUUCCACAAUUACACAACAUUUUAUUAAAUAAUUACGUAAGCCGGAUUACUUCAACCGAUUAAGAAAUUCGUGUUCCUUGAAGAUAAACGUUUUAAAAACUAAAUUUUACAACAAACGGUUAAACGAUUUUAACAUACUGCAAGUACCAAGCGCGACAGGAUAAAACAAGGCGUAUUCUGCUUUAAUUUUAUUGUUACAAAAAAUCGAUUGAAGCUUAACUUGCGCAACCAUAAAAAGACAAAUGAGAAAUUCUGAGCAAAUUAGCACGCAAACAGAGAGAAUGAAUAGAAUAAAAAAAAAUUAAUAUAUUUGAAAACCUA
Messenger RNA from Anopheles gambiae (African malaria mosquito), 5399 nucleotides. It is a transcript of the gene dmpd, whose product is annotated as F-box only protein 28. The record is from RefSeq and is a predicted model, not a curated record. The coding region runs from base 296 to 2428 and encodes 710 amino acids. Gene Ontology annotation, molecular function: protein binding; transcription coactivator activity. NCBI's taxonomy places the organism in Eukaryota, Metazoa, Arthropoda, Insecta, Diptera, Culicidae. Gene Ontology annotation, biological process: positive regulation of DNA-templated transcription. The transcript has 8 exons. Gene Ontology annotation, cellular component: nucleus.